AAAGCAGGAGAUUGUUGUGGAACAUGUGUGCAAAGGAACUGUACUUACAUGAUAGACAGCACCACAUACACUCUUCAGGUUGGAGAAGUUCACAGUUAUAAAUGUGAAAAUGUGACCUGUAGUGUCAUUAGUGGCUCUCCCGUGACCAUGAGAAACUCUGAGAAGUGCACUUACUUGAGCUCACUUGACUGUAAACUUGGUUUUGAAUACGUCUAUCAAGAAGGAGAUUGUUGUGGAGCAUGUGUGCAAAGGAACUGUACUUACAUGGUGGACAACACCACAUACACUCUUCAGGUUGGAGAAGUUCACAGUUACAACUGUGAAAAUGUGACCUGUAGUGUCAUUAGUGGCUCUCCUGUGACUGAGAGGAACACUGAGAAGUGCACUUACUUGAGUUCACUUGACUGUAAACUUGGCUCUGAAUAUGUGAAACAAGAAGGAGAUUGUUGUGGAACAUGUGUGCAAAGGAGCUGUACUUACAUGGUAGACGAAACCACAUACACUCUUCAGGUUGGAGAAGUUCACAGUUACAAAUGUGAAAAUGUGACCUGUAGUGCCAUUAGUGGCUCUCCUGUGACUGAGAGGAACUCUGAGAAGUGCACUUACUUGAGCUCACUUGACUGUAAACCUUGCUUUGAAUAUGUGAAACAAGAGGACGAGUGCUGUGGAACCUGUAAACAAACAUGUUGUGUUUACGAAGCGCCAGACAACACUACGCAUACUCUCCAGAGUGGAGAGGCUUACACAUCCAAAUGCGAGACCGGUACCUGUCAUGAAGUGAAUGGCUUGUUUGAGACUGAGAAGAAGGUUAAGGAAUGCCCUCCGUUUAACGCAGACGACUGCGACCCUGGAACAAUCAAAUUGGACUCGGAUCAAUGCUGUUACACAUGUGAAACUCGCAACUGUGUUCGUCAGAUAAAUAUCACCCGUCUGCAAGUCAAAGACUGCACUUCUGUACAGAAUGUCGAAAUCCCAUCCUGCACUGGCCAUUGUGGCUCCAUGUAUUCACUGUACGCCAAUCAAAUGACCAGCUGCUCCUGCUGCCAGAAAGAUAAGUCUUCCAGUUUACCAGUGAAGCUGAAGUGCACCAAUGGAACAGAGAUCGAUUAUAACUACACUUACAUAGAGACAUGCAAAUGCACUCCAAUGAAGUGUGCAGACAAGCAUUAAAGGCAAAUAAGAGAUCCUGCUUUAAAUUUGACUCUGUAAUCUGAC
This is a messenger RNA of Danio aesculapii, 1215 nucleotides long. Its product is annotated as intestinal mucin-like protein. The record is from RefSeq and is a predicted model, not a curated record. The transcript has 11 exons. NCBI's taxonomy places the organism in Eukaryota, Metazoa, Chordata, Actinopteri, Cypriniformes, Danionidae. Bases 49 to 1170 code for a protein of 373 amino acids.